CCCCUCCCCUCUUUCCCCCAUCUCUCUUCCUCACAAAUACCUUCAUUUCUCUCUCUCUCUCUCUCUGUAAUUAAUUUCUCGUUUCCUUCUUCAAUGGAAGACCGCCAUCACUCACUGCCUCAGUACUCCCACCCCCACUCUCAGCUCUCGGAGAAUGUUCCACCUCACGUGACCUCAGCUCACGAUCACGUGACCGAUGUCGGCGGAUCCACCAACGGAGCUAGGUACCGCCUCAUGUCGCCUGCGAAGCUCCCGAUCUCUAGGUCUACUUCCAUCACUAUUCCUCCCGGCCUCAGUCCGACGUCCUUCCUCGAGUCACCCGUUCUCCUCUCCAACAUUAAGGCUGAGCCUUCUCCCACCACAGGUUCCUUUUUCAAGCCUCAGUUGAUGCAAGCAUCUGGUGGUAAUGCUGCAAUUCUAUUAGAGAAAAAUUUCGCCAGUGGUAAUGCUGUAGAGGAAAGAACUUCCAGUGAUUUCGAGUUUAGGUUUCACACUGGAGUUAGUACCACAUCAGGAUUAUCGUCUGCAGCGAUGUCGAUUCCUGCAGGAAUUAAUCGAAACGGACUAGUCAAUCAUCAAGAUCAGCGAUAUUCUCAGUCUGCUAUACCCUCUUCUUCAGCACCACAAUGUCUUGGAGUAGCUCGACAGGAUUCAUCUGUGUAUGAUAGUAUUGAUGAAUCAAAGCAAGGAGCUCAGUCCAAUACAGGUACACAAGCUUCAGUUUCUGAGCAUAAAGAUAGCAGCUCGUCAGUCUCAGCUGAUAGAACAUCAGAAGAUGGGUAUAACUGGAGAAAAUAUGGGCAGAAACUGGUUAAAGGAAGCGAGUUUCCACGAAGUUACUACAAAUGUACCUACCCUAACUGUGAGGUGAAAAAAAUAUUUGAACGGUCUCCAAGUGGACAUAUUACAGAAAUUGUGUACAAGGGUUCACAUGAUCAUCUGAAACCUCAGAGUGCACGUCGGCACAAUCCUGGGGGUCUUACGUCCAUUCAAGAGGAUAAAUCGGACAAGGAGGACAAGAUGAACACCAAUAAUAUGGAGCAAAAUGGUUCUCCCAUGUUGUCACCUCUGCAAACAAAUGAGGAUGGAUUAGAUGGUUCUGGCUCACAGUUUCAGGGCCAAAAUGAUGAUGCUGAAGAUGAUGAUCCUUACUUAAAACGGAGAAAAAUGGAGGAUGGUAUUGAUGUUACACCAGUUGUUAAACCCAUUCGUGAACCACGAGUUGUGGUUCAAACUGUGAGUGAGGUUGAUAUACUGGAUGAUGGAUAUCGCUGGCGCAAGUAUGGCCAGAAAGUUGUCCGAGGAAACCCCAAUCCUAGGAGCUACUACAAGUGCACGAAUGCAGGAUGCCCAGUGAGGAAGCAUGUGGAGAGGGCAUCUCAUGACCCGAAAGCUGUUAUAACAACGUAUGAGGGGAAGCACAACCAUGAUGUCCCAAUUGCACGAAACAGCAGUCAUGAACUUGCUGGGACUGCGCCAUAUGCAGGAACAUCCAAGAUGAGGGCGCAUGACAGUGGCAGUUCGAUUAGCCUUGACCUCGGUGUUGGAAUCGGGCGAGCAGGUGAGCACAAAAGGGAGGAAGGGUUGGAUGGUGAGGGUGGACGACGCCAAAAUAAUCCAAUCUAUGAAAUUGUAAAUGGUGGGCUGAAUCUAUACGGAAAUCCAACUGACAUGGCUGCCAAGUGUGCAUUGAGUGGAUGA
Messenger RNA from Salvia hispanica, 1701 nucleotides. RefSeq names its product putative WRKY transcription factor 20. NCBI's taxonomy places the organism in Eukaryota, Viridiplantae, Streptophyta, Magnoliopsida, Lamiales, Lamiaceae. Gene Ontology annotation, molecular function: sequence-specific DNA binding; DNA-binding transcription factor activity. Gene Ontology annotation, biological process: regulation of DNA-templated transcription. The record is from RefSeq and is a predicted model, not a curated record.